AUGGAAUGUCCUCUCGCAGCUGCCAAGGCCAUCCAGGGAUUGCGUGCCGUAUUCGAUGAGACCUAUCCAGAUCCUGUGCGUGUUGUAUCUGUAGGAAUACCUGUGGAUCUGCUCAUGGCUGACCCCACAGGGCCUGGAGGCUCCUCAACAUCUGUGGAGUUCUGUGGUGGGACUCACUUGAAGAAUUCUGGCCAUGUGGGUCAAUUAGUCAUCGUCAUAGAAGAAGCCAUUGCUAAAGGUAUCCGCAGAAUUGUUGCCGUUACCGGGUCAGAGGCUGUAAAGGCUGUGCGCCGACAGGAUGCAUUAAAUGCUGCUCUCAUUGCUGUGGAUGAAAAGGUAAAGCAGCAGACAUCUCCCAACAAGGACCUGCAGAAAAAAAUAGCAGAACUGAGUGAGAACUUGGCUACUGCAGCCAUCUCUCAGUGGAAAAAGGAUGAGCUGAGAGAACAAAUAAAAACAUUGAAGAAAACCGUGGAUGACCUUGACCGUUCCUACAAAGCCGAAAUUCAGAAACGAGUCCUAGAAAAGACAAAACAGCUCAUUGAAGACCAGCCUAAUCAGCCUGUUCUGGUCCUGGAAAUGGAGAGUGGAGCAUCUGCUAAAGCUCUGAAUGAAUCCCUGAAGCUCCUGAAAUCCCACUCGCCCCAAACUGCAGCCAUUAUGUUCUCUGUGGAUAACGACUCUGGGAAGAUUACAUGUUUGUGUCAGGUGCCUCAGGAAACUGCCCAUAAGGGGCUAAAAGCAUGCGAAUGGGUAAACAAAGUGUCUGAACUCAUGGAAAGGAAAGGAGGCGGUAAAGACACAUCAGCACAAGCUACAGGAAGGAAUGUUGGGAGUCUGUCCGAGAUUCUGAGGGCCGCUGAAGACUUUGCAAAGCUAAAAUUAGAGUCUGAAGAACUGAACUACAGAAUCUAA
This is a messenger RNA of Pelobates cultripes (western spadefoot toad), 915 nucleotides long. The record is from the annotation of a GenBank genome assembly. NCBI's taxonomy places the organism in Eukaryota, Metazoa, Chordata, Amphibia, Anura, Pelobatidae.